GAUAGAUUGAUUGAUAUGAUUAAAUACUGCAAUUAUUAUUAAUUAUUAAAUAUUAUCAAUAGCUAGCUGUGGAUAACCAAACAAACUUAGGCAAAUAAAUUACAAACGAAUCAAUCAAAUCAAAUAUACGAUCAAUCAAUCAGUCAAUCAAUCAACCACUCUCUCAAAUAAUAAUAAAAAGAAAAAUAAAUUAACAAAAAAAGUAAAUAAAUCAAUAUAGCAAAAUAGCAAGCAAGUAAUCCUUAUUAAAAAGAAGAGAAAGAGUAAUUAAAGUUUAAAUAAGUCAGCCGAAUAUAAAAUACUUAAAUGAGCUUUUCAACAUUAGCAUCAAACAACCUCAAUAAUAAUGUUUAUUCUUCCUUAAACGAAAAUACUAUGCGAGAUCAUACUUAUUUUCUCUAGUAAAACUCUGAUGAUUUUAACUAGAUAAAUUUCAAUUACCAAAAUAGUAGCAGUUUAACUUUUUCAAAUGGGAACGGUAGUCUUUCAAACAUUUAAAACUAAUACGCCAGAGAUUUUUAGCAGGAAAUCGAGGACUACUAAGAAAGGAGCAAUAAUGAAUCUUAAGAAGAUUUUAAUAUUAAAGGAGAUGACAUAUCCGAAAUGAGUGAAAUUAUGGAUGAAAGGUAAUUUAUUCGCGUUUCCACUGCUCCUCCUCGUCCAUUAACUGAUCUUGAAGAAUUCAAAAGAAGCUAUGAUUUUUUGCUAUUAGAGCAAGCUAUAGUUGUAUCAUCUAAGCUUAUAUAGAAGGAUUAUUAGAAAUUUGAUUUGGAUUCUCCAGAAGGUCAGAAAAUAUUCAGAAAAUACUUGAAUAUAAUUGAAAAACUCAUUAAGUAAUUUUAAUGUCAAACGGCUUGUAGAGCAUACAGAGAAAAAUUCUCAAAGGCAUAUAAAAUCCUUUAUAAAAAUGGCGAACUUUGUUAUUUAACAGAAAUAUUAGAUAGUGCACAAGAAGGUUUUCCUUAUCUAUAUGUUAAUGGUGAAAAGUACAUAUUCUCUCAAGAAGUUUUAGAGUCAGGUUAGAACUUGCUAAAUAGUUUCUUUAAAAUGUCUCAUAUUAUGAGGAAUGCAUAUACAAGAACUUGCUAAGAAAAUCUUAAUAUGUCUUCCUAUGCUAUCAAAAAAGAAAUAGCUUCGAGUCUUGAAAAGUUUGAUAUUUGCUGGGCUAAAUUUGAACAGUUGUAUGUGAUGGAGUUAAUGGUUAUUGAGACAGAAGCAAGAAGAUAUGUUUAGUGUGCAAUAGAAAUAGAAAAAGAAUUAACUUCUUUUGAAAUUAGAGAAAAAAUAAAAGGGAGAAUCUUUAUUUCUAGCUAAUCUUAAGAGUACACAAAUCUUAGAAAAACACUUUGUAAAUAUAUUGCCCAAAUGAAUGCAGUUGCUAACAUGGAAGGCAAAGGUAGAGACGAUUUAGAUAUUGAAAUUCUUAUAUAAGCUGAAGGUAUUCUUCGUAAAGUUACAAAUGAGUAAUCUAGAGCAGUCCGUGUGCUGGCUGAAGAAAUCAAAAACAACUUUUAAAAUUUACGUGCCUUAUUUAGAAAAUAUGAAUAAAAUAUUGAAAUGGUUGAUCCGCAGCUAAAAAACAACCAUGAUCUAGUUUAAGCAUUAAAUACUUAUGAGAGUUCAUGGGAAAAAGGAAAAAACUAUUUUAUAGAUGGAAAAAAAUGCAAUUAUUUGAUUCACUUUUCACAUAUUAUUGAAACAACUGCUAAUAAAUAUAAAGAAUUUUAAGAGUCUGUAGAUUGCCGCGAUGCAGAUAUAUUUUUAACAAUUCCAUGCCUUUUAAUAUUAAAAUUGUUAGAUAGAGAAGAUAAAAAUAUAUGUAGCUAUUUUUUGCCUUAGAUGUUUGAUGAAAAAAACAAACUAAAUUAGACUUAUAAGAAUUUAGAAUAAGAAUUUGCCGAAUGGAAAGAAUUCAAGAAAAAGAGCUACAGUUAUUAUAACACUUUAGAGAGAAUAAUUUUAAAUAUAGACUAACUAUCCGAAGAAGAAGCUCAUAUUCCAUAAAUUAAUUCUAAUGGCAAAAGCGUUUCUCUUGGACAUAUUGUUCAUAAAAUUAAAUCUCUUGCUAUGGAACUAUAGAGAAAUAAUCCAAUGGAAUGGAAUAGUUUCUUGGAUGUCGCUCUAUGUUCCUGAGAAUUUUUGAUUUUUGCAUAGAAUUUUUAUUUAAAUUUAUACAAAUUAUAAACCACUAAAAUGUCACUAAUCAAUUUAAGCAAAAAAACCUUUGAUAAAUAAAUAUUAAUCAUAGUUCAAAAAUAUAGUUAAUUAUUAAAUAAUUCUUGAUCUUCACUCAGAUUUGCUACUUGCAUAUCUUUUUGGACAAAUAAACAAACACAUUUAGUUUUAUCUAAAUAUAAUAAAUAAAUAAGUUUGUUUAAAUACCUUGUUUUUAAUGAAAAAAUAACUUAAUAUCUUUGACUUUAUAUUAAAAAUACUAUAUAUUUAAAUAACUCAACAAUAUAUUAAGCAAUUAACUGUAUGAAAUCUUCAAGUUUAAUAUUUAGAAUUGAAGUUUAUAUCCAUACAUGUCUUAUCCUUCCUAACUAAAUUAUAUUAAUUCCUUUUAAAUCAAAUUCAUUUUUAAACAAUUUAAUUAUGAUUUUCAAAUACAAUUAUAUUUAUUUUUAUUUUUUUAAUUAAAUAUUUA
Tetrahymena thermophila SB210 is the source of this 2647-nucleotide messenger RNA. RefSeq lists its product as hypothetical. The transcript has 7 exons. The record is from RefSeq and is a predicted model, not a curated record. NCBI's taxonomy places the organism in Eukaryota, Ciliophora, Oligohymenophorea, Hymenostomatida, Tetrahymenidae.